AUGGAUUUUCCGGAGAACGCAUGCAGUGCAGCAACAGCACCUUAUGAGAACAUGGUGAUGGCCGCUCCGGUCCCAAGUCCGGAGGCUGGGGUCCCAGAAGAGUUCAGGCUUCUUGCUCAACUUCUGGAUCGCAGUAGAAGCGAGGGUUGGGGUUUCCUUCGUCAGGGCCCUGAGAGCGGGAUGGAUAUGGAUCUUCAAAAGCUUCUUGCACCCGCGAAAAUCGACGAUCGAGGCAGUCCUUCAGGGUUCACACAGCCUAGAAAGCGCUCCUACAAGCGAGCGAUUCUUCGGGCGAGGAGAUGGGGAUACACGCAGUACAAAGGCACAGCGGUCGACGAAGGCGACCUCACGGGCAUGUACACCAACAAAGCACAGCAAACUUGCCGUCAGCGUCACAGGUACACAGGGUCAUUGACGCGAUCGGAGGCCUCGCUCUCCUUGCUUUCAUGGAAUUGCGGGGGACUCAGUACACUGCAGGAUGAGCUGUUCACUUGGCUUGCUUCCACCGAUUACCAGAUAGUAUGCCUACAAGAGACAUGGUUUAAGAGUCACAUGGACUACAGCACCAGGGGCUGGCAUUGUAUCAACUGCGGCGUCGGUGAGAGCGCAAAGCGGGGGCAAGCAGGAGUGAUGGUUUUAUUGAGGGCUAGCCGAUUUGAUCAGCAGAGCAUUCGCUUCAAUUAUGUGGUGGCAGGGCGACUCUUGCACGUGAAAGCCUACGGCAAGGGCAUAGGCUGGGUGGAGAUAGUCAACGUCUACCAGCAUGCGUGGGGACUGCACGGCGAACAGACCACCAUAGAGGCCAAGAGGGCUACACUCUGGGAGAAGAUGAGGCUGACGUUGGGCCAGAUCCCUCAGAGCAGUGCACUUAUCGUUUGUGGUGAUUUCAAUACAGCGCUUCAGCACCGAGCUCCAUAUGUGGGUCGAGGUCUUCCGAGGCAGCAGCAGAGUUCGUCAGAUGCAGAGGCUCUGGAACACAUUCAGAAUGAUUUUGAUUGCAUUGCUGCCAACACUUUUCACAGGUCCGGGUCGUACACAUACAUACAUGAGGGAUUCGCGAAAGCACGGCGCUCAUUCAUUGACUAUGUGAUGCUCCGAAGACACAAGCACCGCUCCAUCACUUCCAAAAUCAUCAGCGAUUUUGAGGUGGGACGCUGGCGAGCAGGAGGACGGCAUCUACCUGUCCAUGUGGUCUUCACGCAUCGACCUUACUACUCCAGUAGUCCCAGAACCCCCUGCGCAGAAUGGCCGAGCUGGAAAUGCAAACUACUCGCUCAACAGGUCAAGGAGCAUCCCGAACUUGUGGAGCAGUUUCAGCAGCAGGUUGCGGAAUCCCUAACGGCUGUCACCUCUUACGAGCCCCAGCAGCUGAAUGACCUGCUGCUUGAGGCCGGCAAAAAGGUCUUCACGAUCCGGAGGCCCCCGAGCUUACCUGCUCCAGCUGAGGACCCAGAACAUGUCGUUACCAUCAAAACCAUGUGGGGACACUACAGGGAGAUGCGCAAAGCUCAGCUGGAUCGCUCCGGCAGUGGGCGGGCUACGCUGCGAGGAGCCAUUCAGGCUUGGCGACAUUGGAUGCAGUUCCAUCGCAUGCAUCGGCAGGUACAGAAACACAGUCGUAGUUUGCGACGGCAGCGGUUCGAAAGGCUCCUGGCUGAGGCGCAGGCCCAUGAACGCUCGGGUUGCAGUUCGGCGAUCUUCGACUUAUUGCGUAGGCAUGCACCGAAGCAAGCCCGUCGGCGUGCACAACUGCGAGAUGUGAGUGGCAAGCUCAUGACUCCAGCAGAAGAAGCACAGGUACUGCUCACCUUUUGGCAAAGUGUCAAUGGUGGAACCAGGCCCAGUGGAGACGAGCCCACCAGCUACACGUUCCAUAUCACAUGCGAGGAGUGA
Messenger RNA from Symbiodinium sp. CCMP2592, 1893 nucleotides. The record is from the annotation of a GenBank genome assembly. Lineage: Eukaryota; Dinophyceae; Suessiales; Symbiodiniaceae.